CCUCCAUCCCCUGGCUGCCGUGCCCAGAACAGCAGUGAAAGGACCAACUGGCAUGGGAUGGAAGCAGUAAGCCAGCAAAGCCUUAGCUUUCCUUUCUUACACAGGACUUGACUCCCAAGUUUUCCCAGCCUCCUUUUAAGACAAAAAGACAGUCACAAUGAGCAAGAAUAUUCAGGAGUUAAGGGAAGAAUUAGAAAGACAAACCAAAGAGACACUGAAACUCCAAGAAGAAGCAACCAAAUUCACCAUGGAAUCAAUUACACAUUCUCGGACUCAUGAGGACACUUCAUCAAGUGGCAGCAUUUCCACUGGGGGUGCUAUUAGCCCAUUCAUCAUCAAUCAGAACAUGUUGGCUUCUUCCAUUCACAGCGCAGUGAUGGAAACUUCUGCCUCUUGCACUGGCAGUAGCCCCCCCAAAACAGUCUUGUUUUCUAAAUAUGAAGUGGACAUAGAUACCCAGAGAAAGAGUGCUGGUUAUCUGGGAAAAGAACACAUUGAAAGCAUCUUGGAAGAAUAUUCACAGCAAGUUCGAGAUUUGCAGAAGAGGCUAAAGGAAACUACUGAGCUGCAUGAGCAACAGAGGUUCCAUUUAAAACAGACCAUUAUAGAUUUGCAGACCAAAUUAAAGGAAGUGCAAAUGGAGAGAGAGACCUUGAUGGAUAUUAGGCGACGAGAAUCCCAGAGCCAGGAAGAUAUAAAAAUACAGCUUCAGAGUACCAUUCAGGAGUUAGAAACAGCUAAUCAUCUUCAGGAGGAGAUGUUGAGGGAGGCUAACAGCCAAACUGAGCAUCUGAAAACGAUGGUGCAUGUUCAUGAGGAAGUUCUCCAGGAACUGCGGGAUAUCCUAGUGGAUUAUGAAGACAGCACAAGCAAGAAGGUGUAUGAGCAUGAGAAUAUCACUAAUCUCCACAUCCGCAACCUGGGCACAGCUUUUAGUAAAGUCCUACGAGAUCUGGACUCAGAGGUCUCGUACCUCAAAGGGAGGAUUUUCCCAAUGGAAGAACAACUUGAAUCCCUGAAAAAAGAAUCACUGACCAAAACAGAACUUCUGCUUCAACAGCAUCAAAAUAGGAUUGAAGAACUAAUAAAUGAGCAUGAACAGGAGAUGGCAGCACUGACUGAUAAAGCUAAUCAUGCACGCAGCCAUGCAAGUAGUAUCCAAACCCAUAUGGAAAUCAUCCAAGAGCAAACAAGAAACCAGAAUUCAAUGUACACGCGUCAGGUCAGUCAGCUGGAAUCUACUGUUUCUCAGCUACGUUCUGAAUUAAGGGAAGCUAAAAGGAUGUAUGAAGACAAGAUAGAAGAUCUUCAGAAGCAAUUGCACCUAGCUCAUUCGGAAAUGGCAGAGGCUCAGACUGAAAGGGAUCAAUACAGCCAAGAAUCUGGAAAUCUAGAUGAUCAACUUCAGCACUUACUGGCUGAUCUACAUAAAAGGGAGAUGGAACUGAGUCUGGAAAAGGAACAGAACAAGAGACUUUGGGAUCGGGAUACUGGCAACAGUAUCACAAUUGAUCACCUGCGGAGAGAACUGGACAAUAAGAACAUGGAAUUGCAGCGAAUGGAAAGCAUCCUGAAGAUAAUGAAGACCGAGUGUCAAGGACAAAUGGAACGUCAGAUGGCUGCAAUUAAGGAAAAAAAUGAGAGCAUUGAAAGAGUCUCCUCCUUGACUGCCCAACUAGAGUCAACCAAAGAAACAUUUCGUAAAGUGGUUGAAGACCUGACAGCCAAGACAAUGAAUCUUGAGACUGCUGAGAGAACAGUGUCUGAAUUGAGAAUCUGCCUGCAAGAGAAGGCGAGAUCCACUGAGAUUACCAAUGAGGAAAUUAAGAAGCUCCGUUCAAGAGUAGAUGGUAAAUUGCAGGAGCUUCAACACUUAAGGAAUGAAGGGGAUCAUCUACGAAAUGUGCAGACAGAGUGUGAGACACUAAAACUUCAGAUAAUGGAGAAGGAAAGGAUUAUUGAGAUCUUCCAAAAGCAAAUUGAUAAUAUGACUCAAAUUGUGGGCCAGCAUGGCCGAACUGCUGGUGCAAUGGAGGUAGAAAAAUCUCAGCUUGUGAAAGAGGUCAAUGACAGAAAACUGGAAGUACAAGAACUUAAGAUUUCAAAGGAAAAGAAAGAAGCCAGAAUCCGUGAACUGGAGGCCAGAUUGAGUGAACUGGAACUGGAAAAAGUUAAACUGGUAAACACCUGCACUGAGAGGCUCCGUGCAGUAAAAGAUAUAAAACUGGAAAAGGACCAACUCAUGAAUGAGCUGAAAGCCAGUCGUACUGAGCUAGCCAGCCUCACAGAGGAAUAUGAAAAUUUAAAGCGGAGUUAUCAAGACAAAAGUGAAGAGGUGGAAACUACCACAAACAAACUGAAAAUGCAAUUGAAAUCGGCCCACGCUGAGUUGGAACAAACCAGAGCCACUUUAAAGACUAUGGAAGGCUCUGAUGGCCAUGCUAUGAAAGUUGCAAUGGGAAUGCAGAAGCAAAUCACAGCCAAGAGAGGACAGAUAGAUGCGCUGCAGAGCAAAAUUAAAUUCUUGGAGGAGGCAAUGACAAAUGCGACUAAGGAGAAGCAUUACCUGAAAGAAGAGAAUAAUAAACUGAGCCAAGAACUGAGUUGCACUGCAACAGAAAACAGCAAGAUGGCUGAAGAACUGGAGAUCCUAAGGUCACAAGAUCGACGUCGGAAAGAAAAAAUUGCUAACAUGGAGGCAGCCCUUGAUAAGGCAUCUAUGCAAUUUGCAGAAUGCCAGUGCAUAAUCCAGUGUCAGGAACAAGAAGCAAUGCGCUUCAAGCUGCAGCAUGCUUUGGAUGUAAAAGAACUCCAGGGCCCGGGUUAUGCAUCCAGUUCUACUUUGGGAAAACAGCGCCAUAUAUUACCAGUGACCCAUCCUCACUCUAGUAAUGUUUCAUCUUCCCAAGCCUUUAGCAGCUUCAUAACCCUUAUGCCGCACAAACCAGGCAUUUUGAAGGAGGAUCCACUGAGAGAUUUAAAGCGGCUUCUUGAAGAAUUAAGAUGUACAAUUGAUGAGAUUCCCUCUGUGGUUCUCAGUAAGAAUGACCUUGACGAUGGGAGUGAAUUACCUUUAGGAACAAUGAGAAACACAAUAGAUGGUGCAAGUCGAGCAUGUGCUUCUACAUGUAGCCUGCGACCAAAUGCUCAUAGUAGAGAGAUUGCAGUUCGAGAUUCAGGCCCUGAAGACAGUCUGGAGCAGAAUACUUUCAGUCG
Molecule: messenger RNA, 3216 nt
Organism: Alligator sinensis (Chinese alligator)
Lineage: Eukaryota; Metazoa; Chordata; Crocodylia; Alligatoridae
Product: coiled-coil domain-containing protein 158-like
Exons: 22
Source: RefSeq, a predicted model, not a curated record